CUUUGAUCGAACACAUUCUUGUGAGAAGACCCUCGUCAUGCCGUUCGCGCAACUUGUGAUAGGCCCUCCGGGCGCAGGGAAAUCAACCUAUUGUAAUGGCAUGCACCAGUUCCUUGGAGCUAUCGGCCGCAAAUGCUCCAUCGUUAACCUGGACCCCGCAAAUGAUAAAACGUCGUAUCCGUGCGCGCUGGACGUUCGCGACCUUGUGACGCUGGAGGAGAUCAUGAGCGAAGAUCAGCUAGGACCGAAUGGUGGUAUCUUGUACGCGCUGGAAGAGCUGGAGGAGAAUUUCGACUUCCUUGAGGAGGGGCUGAAGGAGUUCGGAGAUGAAUAUGUCCUAUUCGACUGUCCAGGUCAAGUGGAGCUCUUUACCCAUCACUCCUCCCUACGGAAUAUAUUCUUCAAGAUCCAGAAAUUGGGCUACAGAUUAAUUGUAAUCCAUCUCAUUGAUUCCUAUAACCUCACGCUUCCCUCGAUGUACAUCUCCGCCCUUCUCCUCUCCCUUCGCGCCAUGCUCCAAAUGGAUCUGCCUCACUUGAACGUCCUCACCAAGAUUGAUAAUCUAUCAAACUACGCCCCGCUGCCUUUCAACCUCGACUACUACACAGAGGUGCAAGACCUUAACUAUCUUCUACCGCAUCUGGAAGCCGAGUCUUCACGACUAUCACAUGAGAAGUUCGGACCACUCAACAACGCCAUUAUCGAUCUAGUGGAAGAGUUCGGCUUGGUGGGCUUUGAAACGUUAGCUGUGGAGGACAAAAAGAGCAUGAUGAACCUACUACGCGUAAUCGAUCGCGCCAGCGGUUACGUCUUCGGGCCCGCUGAGGGUGCCAACGACAGCAUUUGGCAGGUUGCCGUUCGAGAAGGCCUAGGGACAAUGGACGUUCGGGAUAUACAGGAACGCUGGCUCGAUGCCAAGGAAACCUAUGAUGAACACGAGUUGAAGCAGUUGGAGGAAGAGGCUAAAGCCAAUGAACAAGCAGCGGGAGAUGCAGGGAAGAACUUCGACGACGAUGACGACGAAUACGACGAUCUGGGCAGAGGCCCGAUACCAGAUGGCGGCGUGAAGGUUAUACGAAAGUCAUGACAUGAAUCUAUCCCAGCAUCUAUUCACACUGUAUAAUAGGGUAUCUCUAAUGAAAUGAUUAGCAAGACAAAAC
This is a messenger RNA of Aspergillus ibericus CBS 121593, 1160 nucleotides long. RefSeq names its product GTPase GPN2. NCBI's taxonomy places the organism in Eukaryota, Fungi, Ascomycota, Eurotiomycetes, Eurotiales, Aspergillaceae. The transcript is spliced from 3 exons. Gene Ontology annotation, cellular component: cytoplasm. Bases 38 to 1087 code for a protein of 349 amino acids. Gene Ontology annotation, molecular function: GTPase activity. The record is from RefSeq and is a predicted model, not a curated record.